Fulvia fulva is the source of this 1401-nucleotide messenger RNA. Its product is annotated as Adenylate-forming reductase. The transcript has 3 exons. Bases 1 to 1401 code for a protein of 466 amino acids. NCBI's taxonomy places the organism in Eukaryota, Fungi, Ascomycota, Dothideomycetes, Mycosphaerellales, Mycosphaerellaceae. The record is from RefSeq and is a predicted model, not a curated record.
AUGUCAGGCAUGUCAAUGCCGGAAAAGACAAUCGUCCCGGACCACAGCAAAGACGUUGCAACAUCCCAUAGCCUCAGCACUUUGUUGGAGGAGUUCCCAUUACCACGGCAGCAAGGACCUCAGUGGUAUAACAGAUUUCGAUACGGCUUCUUCUCGCUUUACAGGAGACUCUUCUGCCUGGUCGUGCUGGCCAAUAUCGCCACGAUCGCCGUCAUGAUGGUUCGUAUAUCGAGACAUGACAACCUCUGGAAAACGAAACCCUUCACCUACAGCGACGCCACCACUGCAGUCGGCGCAAACCUCACCGCUGCCGUGGUGCUACGCAAAGAGCACGUUAUCAACUUCAUCUCCCGAGCGGCGGUUUCCUUGCCACAUUUCUUCCCACUUGCGAUCCGGAAGCAUGUCGCGAAAGUGUGUAGCUACGGCGGGGUCCAUUCGGGUUGUGCGGUCUCGUCUUUGCUUUGGUAUAUCUUCUUCACGGUCUUGCUGGUCAGAGAUCUGAAAGGUGAUGAGAUCGUGGUAGAUGCUCUGUUCGUCACGACAGUACUGAUCAUCACUCUCCUGGUCGUUUUGAUUAGCACAGCACAUCCUAGGAUCCGAGCGCGGUAUCACGAUCCAUGGGAGAAUUGUCAUCGCUAUGCUGGGUGGACUACUGUUGCGGUUGUUUGGGUUCAGGUCUUCUUACUCGCCAGCAUAACCGCGAAACAGCAGGAUCCUGAUAAACGGUUCUCGCACUACGGCACAGUCCUGAUUAAAACGCCACUUUUCUGGUUCAUGAUCACCAUCACCUGCUGUGUCAUCUACCCCUGGCUACACCUCCGCAAACGAUCCUUCGAAGUAGAGCAGCUGUCCAACCACGCUCUACGUCUCAACUUCGAUUACCGUCAAGUCCGUGUUGGAGGGGCGGUCCGGCUUUCUGAUGCGCCGCUGUUGCAUAACCACGCCUUCGCAGUGAUCCCGAACCCGGACGGCUCGAGAGGAUACAUGAGAGACUGGACAGACAAGGUCAUCAAUGAUCCAAAGAGACCGAGCCGUCUGUGGAUGAAAGGAUUACCCGCGCUUGGGGUCGUACACAUCGCGCACCUCUUCAAGCCCCUCGUCGUAGUGGCUACCGGAUCACGGAUCGGUCCUUGUUUAUCGUUCUUGCAGAUGUAUCCCCAGUGGCCCGUUAGAAUUGUCUGGUCGGCGCGGCUUCCCGAGCAGACGUAUGGAUUUAAGAUUCUUGACGCGAUAUUGAAGACGGAUAGGGAUGCUGUUAUUAUUGAUACGAAGAAGACUGGGAAGCCGGAUUUGGCGGGAUUGUUUAUGCUGCUUAUAGGCAAUCAGAAGGUUACGGAAGAUGUGGUUUAUACGCUGGAGAGUCGGGCCGUGCCUGCUUAUGGAGCCAUAUUCGAUUCGUGA